AUGACGAACAACAAAGAAGCUUUCAACAUCUCAGAUCUCAGUUCCGCUCUCAAUGAAGAGGAUCGGGCUGACCUAGUCAACGCUCUCAAGAGUAAGAUACAGAGUCUUGCUGGCCAGCACUCCGAUGUUUUGGAGAGUCUGUCUCCUGUUGUCAGGAAGCGUGUUGAGGUUCUCAGAGAGAUUCAGAGUGAACAUGAUGAACUGGAGGCAAAGUUUUUGGAAGAGAGAGCUGCUCUCGAAGCCAAAUACCAAAUUUUGUAUCAACCAUUGUACACUAAGCGUUAUGAUAUUGUGAAUGGUGUUGCUGAAGUGGAAGGGGUAGCAGUUGAGACUACUGAUGCAGAAGAGGAUAAAGAGAAAGGAGUGCCUUCAUUUUGGCUCAAUGCUAUGAAAAACAAUGAUGUCUUAGGUGAAGAAAUUACAGAGCGUGAUGAAGGUGCUCUUAAGUUUCUCAAAGAUAUCAAAUGGACAAGGAUCGAAGAGCCUAAAGGAUUCAAACUUGAGUUUUUCUUCGAUACCAAUCCCUACUUUAUAAACCCGGUGUUGACCAAAAUCUAUCAUAUGGUUGAUGAGGACGAGCCUAUACUGGAGAAGGCUAUUGGGACUGAAAUUGAGUGGCUUCCAGGAAAAUGCCUGACCCAAAAGGUUUUGAAGAAAAAGCCCAAGAAGGGUGCAAAGAAUGCUAAACCAAUUACCAAAACUGAAACCUGUGAAAGUUUCUUUAAUUUCUUCAAUCCACCAGAAGUCCCUGAAGAUGACGAAGACAUUGAUGAAGAUAUGGCUGAGGAACUUCAGAAUCAGAUGGAACAAGACUAUGACAUUGGGUCAACAAUAAGAGAUAAGAUCAUCCCCCAUGCUGUGUCAUGGUUUACUGGGGAGGCUGCUCAGGGAGAGGAAUUUGGAGAUCUGGAUGAUGAAGAUGAGGAUGAGGACGAUGAUGCUGAGGAGGAUGACGAAGAUGAGGAUGAGGACGAAGAUGACGAUGAUGAAGACGAGGAAGAGACUAAGACUAAAAAGAAGUCAUCUGCUAGUAAGAAGAGCGGAAUCGCGCAGCCUGGCGAUGGUCAGCAGGGUGAAAGGCCACCAGAGUGCAAGCAGCAGUAG
Lathyrus sativus (Indian pea) is the source of this 1104-nucleotide messenger RNA. The record is from the annotation of a GenBank genome assembly. NCBI's taxonomy places the organism in Eukaryota, Viridiplantae, Streptophyta, Magnoliopsida, Fabales, Fabaceae.